UUUUUUUCUUCUAUGACUUCACACUCAAAUUCUUUAACUUUUCUCAUGCAUGCUGAUUACUCCGUACAAAGCUUCACCCUCUUCAUCAUCUCCUUUUACAAUUAGAAAACCCUUGUAGUAACCCUCAAGUCAGUGUUUCUUGUGAGCAAAAGCUUGCUCAUAUAAAUCAUCAAAACCUGAAUCCAAGAAAAGUUUUUCUCUCCAUGCAAAAAGACAAGGAAAUUGUUGGCAAAGAGGGUAAAGACAUUGAAAUGGAAGAAGACAAGAAGAAGGAAGAAACCCUACCACCUGGUUUUCGGUUUCACCCCACCGAUGAAGAACUCAUUUGUUACUACCUCACAAACAAGAUUUCAGAUUCUGAUUUCACUGCAAAAGCAGUAGCUGUUGUAGAUCUCAACAAAUGUGAGCCAUGGGAUCUUCCUGGAAAGGCAAAAAUGGGAGCAAAAGAAUGGUACUUCUUCAACCUAAGGGAUCGUAAAUAUCCGACAGGUGUGAGAACGAACAGAGCAACGAACACAGGGUACUGGAAAACCACCGGGAAAGACAAAGAGAUCUUGAACAGUGUUACAUCGGAGUUGGUUGGUAUGAAGAAGACUUUGGUUUUCUACAAAGGUAGGGCUCCCAGAGGAGAGAAAACCAACUGGGUCAUGCAUGAAUAUCGCAAUCAUUCAAAAUCCACCUUCAAAAUCACUAAGCAAGAUGAAUGGGUGGUUUGCCGGGUGUUCCGGAAGAGUGGUGGAGCAAAAAAGUUUCCCUCUAAUCCCAACCACACCAGAACACUGAACCCUUAUAGUCUUGAACUUAGCCCUAGCAUGGUGCCACCACCACCAAUGAUGCACCUGGGUGAUCCUUCUGCUCAUUUCAAUUUCCUUUCUGGAUCAAGAAACUACAUCAUCAACCCUUCGGAAAGGCUCUUCAGAGAUGCUGCAUCCACAAGUCUCAAUGUCAUCAACCUCCCUAUAAUGCAACCCCAUUUCAACCAUCCACCACCACCGCCACCACCGGUUGCAGCAGCAGCAGCAGCAGGGUUCACCAUUUCUGGCCUGAAUUUGAACCUGGGAGGAGGAGCAGUUUCCACCACUGCCACCACACAAACACACCUACUUUCUGCUCACACGGUGACCCAAAUGAAUCAUGAUUUCAGUUCCAACAUGGUCACUCCUGCUGCUCACGGUGUAGAGUAUGGUGCAGACAUCACCAAUGCAAAUUCUCAUGCCAAUAGGUUCAUGUCCAUCGAUAACUGCAUGGAUCUAGACACUUACUGGCCUUCCUACUAAAUUCCCACCCAUUAUAUGUUUCAUACAUAUAUAUAUAAAUCUAGUACUCAAACUUUAGUUCGAUCAGCUUAAUGUUUAUGUUUUUUGAAGUGCGCUUUUAUGUCUCUUUCAGGUAAAAAUACUUUGUCACACAAGACUUUGUGUUAUCUGUGCCAAGAUAAAUUACCUUUUUCA
Vigna unguiculata (cowpea) is the source of this 1451-nucleotide messenger RNA. RefSeq names its product NAC domain-containing protein 92-like. Lineage: Eukaryota; Viridiplantae; Streptophyta; Magnoliopsida; Fabales; Fabaceae. Gene Ontology annotation, molecular function: DNA binding. The record is from RefSeq and is a predicted model, not a curated record. Gene Ontology annotation, biological process: regulation of DNA-templated transcription.